Messenger RNA from Hibiscus syriacus, 1235 nucleotides. Its product is annotated as V-type proton ATPase subunit c2-like. Gene Ontology annotation, biological process: proton transmembrane transport. The transcript is spliced from 2 exons. NCBI's taxonomy places the organism in Eukaryota, Viridiplantae, Streptophyta, Magnoliopsida, Malvales, Malvaceae. Gene Ontology annotation, cellular component: proton-transporting V-type ATPase, V0 domain. Gene Ontology annotation, molecular function: proton-transporting ATPase activity, rotational mechanism. The coding region runs from base 16 to 513 and encodes 165 amino acids. The record is from RefSeq and is a predicted model, not a curated record.
AACUGAAAGUCUAGGAUGGCCUCCACAUUCAGAGGUGAUGAAACUUCUCCUUUCUUUGGUUUCCUCGGCGCUAUUGAUGCCCUCGUUUUCUCCUGUAUGGGAGCUGCGUAUGGGACGACCAAGAGCGAUGUAGAAGUGGCCUCAAUGGGAGUGAUGAGGCCAGAGAUGGUUAUGAAAUCAAUCGUCCCCGUUGUUAUGGCCGGUGUUUUGGGUAUUUAUGGGUUGAUUAUUGCGGUUAUUAUUAGCACUGGGAUUAACCCGAAGGCCAAAUCUUACUACCUUUUCGAUGGCUAUGCUCAUCUUUCCUCCGGUCUUGCUUGUGGCCUCUCUAGUCUUUCUGCUGGCAUGGAUAUUGGAAUCGUGGGCGAUGCUGGUGUUAGAGCCAAUGCUCAACAGCCAAAGCUCUUUGCUGGGAUGAUUCUUAUCCUCAUUUUUGCCGAGGCUUUGGCUCUGUAUGGACUCAUUAUCGGUAUCAUCCUCUCAUCUCGUGCCGGUCAAUCACGAGCAGAGUAGAGUGCAAGAUUCUGAAACUUGGGGUGUUGCUUUAAAUUUCCCCCUUGUUCAUCAUGAUAAUAAUUCGUCUUCAUGUUUUGAUUGUUAGGCUUAUAUAUUUUAUAGAUGCAAGCAUGCCUGCAUAGACCGUCAUUUUUUUGUUAUUUGUUGCAUAUCUAUGAUUGAGAUUAGGAGUUUGUGAUUUGAUUUGUGAUUCAACCAUGAUUAAAUGAUGCAUUUCAAUUGUGUAAAUUCUAAUCUAAUUAGCAAAGUUCCUAUGGAAUUUGGAUGUGAUUCCCUAUGAUUAAAACCUUCAUUUUCAACCUAUUUUGAGAUUCAGGAUCCUUGUUAGUAUUUUUUUUUGGGAAUUUCAUAUAUGUGGUAAAGCCAUAGGUUCAUAGUUCCAUCCUUAAAUUUAGCUUCUUUUGAGUAUAUGUGAAUCUCGUAUCGAAAUAUGCUUGGUGGGUUUUGUUAUAUAAUGAAAUUUUUACCUUUUUUUUUAUUUCUAUAAUAAAUUAUAAAUUAUGUUUAUACAUGUUUAUAAUUGAAGAGGAAGUGUGAAACUAAUGCAAGAAUUAAAAGAAAUGUCAAGUUAACUCCUAAUCAAGUAUCUCAGGCUUUUGUCGCUAGCCGAUAUGCUAUGCGCAAGGAUGAUGAAGAACCAAAUAGGAUGGAUUUCUUCAAGGCAACUCAUUGUUCAAAUGACAAAGAAUGGACAACAUCUGAGUCACAAGCAAAAUAUG